This is a messenger RNA of Eptesicus fuscus (big brown bat), 1665 nucleotides long. RefSeq names its product stanniocalcin 2 (gene STC2). Gene Ontology annotation, biological process: intracellular calcium ion homeostasis. Lineage: Eukaryota; Metazoa; Chordata; Mammalia; Chiroptera; Vespertilionidae. The transcript has 4 exons. The coding region runs from base 61 to 969 and encodes 302 amino acids. Gene Ontology annotation, cellular component: extracellular region. Gene Ontology annotation, molecular function: hormone activity. The record is from RefSeq and is a predicted model, not a curated record.
GAGGGGGAGGGGAGCAGGAAGAUCCCAGGUCUCCCGGCGGGAGGUUUACCCCCGAGAACGAUGUGUGCCGAGCGGCUGGGCCAGUUCGUGACCCUCGCCUUGGUGCUGGCCACCUUUGACCCGGCGCGCGGCACCGACGCCACCAACCCGCCCGAGGGUCCUCAGGACCGAGGCUCCCAGCAGAAAGGCCGCCUGUCCCUGCAGAACACAGCGGGAAUCCAGCACUGCUUGGUCAGCGCUGGCGAUGUGGGCUGUGGCGUGUUUGAGUGUUUCGAGAACAACUCGUGUGAAAUCCGGGGCUUGCAUGGGAUUUGCAUGACUUUUCUGCACAACGCUGGAAAAUUUGACGCCCAGGGCAAGUCCUUCAUCAAAGACGCCCUGCGGUGUAAGGCCCACGCCCUGCGGCACAGGUUCGGCUGCAUCAGCCGGAAGUGCCCGGCCAUCAGGGAGAUGGUGCUCCAGCUGCAGCGGGAAUGCUACCUCAAGCACGACCUGUGCGCGGCCGCGCGCGACAACACGCGCGUGAUGGUGGAGAUGAUCCACUUCAAGGACCUGCUGCUGCGCGAGCCCUACGUGGACCUGGUGAGCCUGCUGCUGACCUGCGGGGAGGAGGUGAAGGAGGCCGUCACCCACAGCGUGCAGGCGCAGUGCGAGCAGAACUGGGGCAGCCUGUGCUCCAUCCUCAGCUUCUGCACCUCGGCCCUGCAGAGGCCGCCCACCGCGCCUCCCGAGCGCCACCUGCAGGCGGACCGGGCCAAGCCCUCCCGCGCGCACCACGCGGACGCUGGUGCCCGCCUCUCGGAGCCCAGCAGCAGGGAGACGGGCCGAGGUGCCAAGGGCGAGCGAGGCAGCAAGAGCCCCCCACACGCCCACGCCCGGGGCCGAGCGGCAGCCCACGGGGCCCAGGGAACUUCGGGGAGCAGCGAGUGGGAGGACGAGCAGGCGGAGUAUUCCGACAUCCGGAGGUGAAACCAGAGGCCUGGCCAGAAGACCGUUCCUCCACGCCGUCCGUUUCCCUCUCUGUGGACAUUCCAGAACAUUUGCCAUGACAGACGGGGAUGCCACACGCAGGGCCCGGAGGGGACUGCGGACUGGAUGCAGGAGUGCGUUAGCGGCCGGAGCAGGCGGCGAGGCUCCCCGGCGGCAGCGCGGUCUCGGCUCGGCGGGGCCCACACUUGCGCCUUGAGAAGUGAUCGUGCCACGUGCGCUCCCGUAGCUUUUUCUGUCCGUCCGUCCGUCCGCGGAGCACCGGGCGCGCCCUGCGGUUUCCUUGGCCGGGGGUGGCGGUGGCCCCCGGGGCUGGACCAGGCGGGAGGCGGCAGGUUCCAGUGCAGGAAUGGGCCUGAAGACCUCGCUGGGGAUGAGCAGGGGGGAGAGGAGGCAGGGGCCCUGUGGGUGCCGGGUGCCACAUGGAAAUGGAGUGUCUUGCACGGGACCUGGAGGUUUGGAGCUGCUUUCCGGGAGAGAAGGCGGGAGGGCGAGGGUUUUCAGUGUAACUUCUGAGCCAUUGUUCUGACGGGGGCACCCUGUCCGAGGGCGUGGCCCCUGAGUGUGUGUAUUUUAACCACUGCUUCGAGUCUCGAUUUCACAUUUUAUUUAUCUAGUUACAUCUACAUAUCUGUCAUCUAAAUAAAUGGCUUUCAAACCAAGCAACUGGCUCAUUCA